This is a messenger RNA of Tachysurus fulvidraco (yellow catfish), 4478 nucleotides long. It is a transcript of the gene slc6a22.1, whose product is annotated as solute carrier family 6 member 22, tandem duplicate 1. The transcript is spliced from 16 exons. Bases 335 to 2056 code for a protein of 573 amino acids. Gene Ontology annotation, cellular component: membrane. The record is from RefSeq and is a predicted model, not a curated record. Gene Ontology annotation, biological process: sodium ion transmembrane transport. Lineage: Eukaryota; Metazoa; Chordata; Actinopteri; Siluriformes; Bagridae.
UUUUAAUAGCUUGAUAAACUGAGCCUAAACUCAAUGGCUAAAUAAGCCCCGCCUCAUCCAAGCGCAAAUACAUCUUCAAAUAGACGCACGUGUUUUUCCACUGUAGUUCGAGUACAGAGCAGAACAGAGACACAGGCGGAUAACGCGAAUAUACCGGAUAAAAUUGCCUGUUCUUGCAAUUUCUUUAUGCACAUCCAAUCUUGAGCAACACUGGCUUCCUAAACUUCUGAACGACUGCCUCCAUCAGCAGGUGAACCAGGGAAGAGUUCUGGGCAAAGCAAACCUAUCAGAAUCAGUCUCAUUGAAGAGCCAGUGUAGCACAAAGAAAAAUGAUAUGGCGAUGAAUUAUGAUCCCGAGAUGCAGAUGAAAUUGGCUUGUCCUGAAUCAGGAAGAGUUCAUACAAAAGGCAAAACUCAAGAGAGAGGCCAAUGGUCAAAUAAAGUUGAAUUUAUCCUAGCUGUUGCUGGCCAAAUUAUCGGUCUAGGAAAUGUGUGGAGGUUCCCAUACCUGUGCUACAAGAAUGGAGGAGGAGCAUUUUUAAUACCAUAUUUGGUCUUCCUGUUUGCCUGUGGCAUUCCACUGUUCCUCAUGGAGAUAUCAUUGGGUCAAUACACUAGUCAAGGUUGCAUUACCUGCUGGAGAAAAAUCUGCCCCCUGUUUGAAGGAUUGGGCUAUGGAUCUCAGGUGGUCGUGUUGUACUCCAGCAUCUACUAUAUCAUCAUUUUGGCCUGGGCAUUCUUCUAUCUUUUUUCUUCCUUUAGUGCAGAGUUACCAUGGGCUAGCUGCAGCAAUACCUGGAAUACUGAAACGUGCAUUGAAUUUGAAAAAAUGGAGUAUGUAAACUUGAGUAUACCAGAGAAUGCAACUUCACCUGUUAAAGAGUUCUGGGAGAGGAGAGUGCUAAAUCUCACAAGCAGUGUGUAUGAGCUGGGCAGUGUAAGGUGGGAGCUGGCACUGUAUCUCCUCUUGGCUUGGAUCAUCUGCUACUUCUGUGUCUGGAAGGGAGUGAAGUCUACAGGAAAGGUGGUCUAUUUCACUGCUACCUUUCCUUAUGUAAUAUUGGCAGUGCUGUUGGUGCGUGGAGUCACGUUGCCUGGGGCUGUUAAUGGCAUUAUUUUUUACCUCAAACCAGAUACUACACGCCUCACAGACCCACAGGUGUGGAUGGAUGCCGGAACACAGAUAUUUUACUCCUACGCACUCUGCAUUGGGUGCCUCACUGCACUGGGCAGCUACAACAAGUACAAUAAUAACUGCUACAAGGACUGUAUUUAUCUGUGCCUGUUGAACAGUGGGACCAGUUUUGUGGCUGGUUUUGCCAUCUUCUCUGUGCUGGGCUUCAUGGCUUAUGAGCAGCAGACAGACAUCUCAAAAGUGGCAGAGUCAGGUCCAGGUUUGGCCUUCAUUGCUUACCCCAGGGCAGUGGCGAUGAUGCCGGUUCCACAACUAUGGGCCAUUUGUUUCUUUCUUAUGAUUAUUCUGCUAGGUCUGGACAGUGAGUUUGUGUGUUUGGAGGCACUGAUGACUGCUGUAACUGACAUGUACCCCUCAUUCUUCCUCUUUGGUCAUCGCCGCAAAGGUUUCCUGCUCAUCAUUUGUGUGGGGUGUUUCCUGUGUGGCCUUGUUAUGGUAACAGAGGGUGGCUUGUAUAUUUUUCAGCUCUUUGAUUACUAUUGCUGCAGUGGGAUGACACUUCUGUUAUUUGCCAUUCUGCAGUCGGUGUGUAUAGGGUGGGUGUAUGGUGCUGAUCGUCUUUAUGAUAAUAUUGAGGACAUGAUUGGCUAUAAGCCACUGGUCUUAAUAAAGUAUUGUUGGAGGUACCUCACCCCUCUGUUCUGUGCUGCUACAUUUGUCUUCUCUCUGAUCAAAUUCACUCCUCUGAAGUUUAACAAUGUUACCGAGUACCCCUGGUGGGGCUAUGCUAUUGGUUGGUGGUUCACACUCUCUUCAACUCUACUGGUUCCUCUUUGGAUGAUCUAUGUGCUGCUCACUUCCAGUGGCACACUAAGACAGAGACUACGUGCUCUCUGUACCCCAGCAAGUGACCUUAGGUAAACUCUACACAACUGAAAGCUAUGGAGAACUUCUUGCACUAUGGUAAAGGCAAGCGCCUCCGUGGAGCACAAAGUGCAAUAGUUAAGUCAUUAAUAUAUAUUUUAAAAAUGCACUUUUAUAAUGGCCUUUAGCAUCUCCUCAACUGGAAAUGCUGUGUAGUUGGUGUAUAUAUGCGCACACUUGGAAUGUAACUUGUAGACAAAUCACUAUUUGUAAAUGGGUGGGUAGACGUGCAUGUGCAUGUCGUAAGACGAAUGUAUCAGAAGAACACCAUUGUAUACGCACAAUGGUUUACAUUCUCAACUAAUCGUAUUGGAAAAGUGCCUAAAAAUGUUUUGACAGUUUAGGUUUUUUUUUUGGUUUUUUUUGGUUUUUUUUGCUUUGGUCAUUAUAAAAUUAUUACUUUAGUCAUUCCUUUGGCAAAAAUUCAAAGCCAUUUUAUUCAUUAAUUAAUUGUUUACAAGUUCAAAAGUGUCAUAAAAAGAGUGAAAAGGUUGUACUGUGCAACUGCAUUUUUUUAUAUGCAUACAUAAUAUAUAUUCUGUAUGUAUGCACAUAAAAAUUCAGUUGCACAGUGUGUGUAUAUAUAUGACCAGGUUAAGGAACAUCCAACAAUUUAUGAAAGGGUGCGUGUGAUUGAGUAUAUGAACAUGAGUAUGCAGAGAGCCUUGCAAUGGACUGGCAGCCUUGUUGAAUGAGUAGAACUGCAUUCCAAGUCAAAAAGGAAGUACCAUGUGAAGUACAUAGUAAGUACGUAACAAGUAAGACAACUUGUUAAUAUAUAAUUACAUUAGAUGGUACUUUAGUUAAAAAAGGUUUUGCUAAAUGCUCAUUAAUUUAAGAUUAGUAAUAUAGCAAUACUAUUAAUAUUAUAGCAAUAUUAUUGAGAUUCAAAGUGCCUAUUCUAGUAUAUUUGGUUCUUGUUGAUUUUCCAAUCUGCUUUGUUUAGAGAAUCUGUAUAAUCAGAAUCCACAAAAGCAAAACAUCUACAGUAAUAAAUCAACCAUUCCAGGCAGAUUAUGCAGGGAUUUCACAAAAGAAUUCUAGCUAUAUUUGGCCUUUUUGGUGCUUGCUAAUCUUUUUGGAGAAUGUUUUCUCUCGCAUAACUUUUUAAAUUCAACUUGGUUUUACCUCAUUAUUGUACCUUAUUGGUUUUCUCAUUUCUCAUUUCUCAUUGGUGUCUUAUAUAAAAACGUUGAUUGUUUACCUAAUAUUAUGUAAAUGCCCAUCAAUAACUUUUAUGAUCUGAGAACUGUGUGGCCAGUUUUACACAUUUUAUCUGAAUAGCAAUAUCAUUCAUUCAUUCAUUCAUUCAUUUUCUACCGCUUAUCCGAACUUCUCGGGUCACGGGGAGCCUGUGCCUAUCUCAGGUGUCAUCGGGCAUCAAGGCAGGAUACACCCUGGACCGAGUUGAAUAGCAAUGUAAUACUUUCAAAUGUUGCUUAAUCAGAACUUGUAAAGCGUCGGUACAAUUUGUAAUUAUGUGAUGUAAACUUUAAGGUAUCCAUACUGUGAAAGUCAGAUUAUCAGAUUAUUUUUGAACAUUCAGAGGCUGGAUAUGAUUUUAGAAACACUGUGAAACUUAAAAAUGGCUCGCACUUUAAACAAUACAAUGCAGAUGAUAACCUCUGAAUCUAAUUUUACACAGCAGUAUUGUUUGGUGUUGGACAUUGACAAGUGAACUGCUUUUGUGUGUUGAUUUUAUUAUAACACUAUAAGCACUGCUUUGUUUUGUUUUUUAAUUAAUGAGAAAAAUCAUUCUUUGUAGUUGAGUGGUGCUAAAAACUGGAUAUAUAUAAACUCCUCAAAAAGUAAAAAAAAAUGUUUUUGUCAUUAGUUUUCCUUCUGACUUUUUCUCAAUUCUCUAGCAGACUUCAUGCCUUGAUGGGUCAGAAUGGUUGUGGGACCUACAGAGUUUUAGGCAGGUUGUUUACGAUUUGUGUGUAUACCCACAUGCGCACACACGUACACAAACACACAUACACAUAUGUAUGUAUGUAUGUAUAUUUAAGUGAUUAUGUAUUCAGAUCUUGUGGAAUAUUGUGUAGAUCCCCCUUGUGCCACCAAAACUGCUCUGACCUGUCAAUGAAAGUAACAAUAACUUUUUUGAAAAUAAUUAUUUGUUGUUUGGAACUGUAAUGAUUUUUUUUCAUUUACAUAAUUAACAAUUUUUAAAAAGGUAUUUGUUGUAAGUUGUGAAAUACAUGAUUGUUAAAAUAUCAGAUAUCAGUGUCAAAUGUUUAAAAAUGUGUAGAUUUUGGGUAAUGGUAGUUAAUGUUAUUAUUGUCUUUAUUGUUAUUGUCCAGUUAAUUAUAGAGUUUUAUAUUGUAUUAAUCUGACAUCAUCAGUGCCUUACGCUGUCUUUCAUAUAGUUUUGUCUUUGGUAACACUAAUGUAAUUAAAGGUACUUUAUUCUCCAAAA